GUGAUAAGAGUGUUAUACAAAGGUGUUUGUCACUAACACAUGUUCCCGCUGAUGGUGGCACUAGUUUGUUAGUGCAUUAAUCGCUGGGGUAACAAAACCCGGGCCGCCGGUGUGACUCCAUCCUCCCCCACAACGGAACCGCCCGUGGUGAGUCGACCCAACGCCGUCCGCAACACCUCGGCCCGGGCAGGCGCCGUGUUAUGGUCCCCCGUGUAACGUCCUCUUAUCCAUCAACAUUCCCUCCUUUUUGCAACGCAGAACUUCCACUUCAUCUCGACUUCCGUAUCUUCUGAUUCCAUUGACCUGUCCGUCACUGUGCUCGAUACAACCCUCCCACGUGCACCGACCCGUCAACAUGGCCUUCUCGCAAUUUCAACCGAUUGGCGCACUCACCGGCGUUAGCUUCGCUAUCUCAUCCUCAAAAGUUCUCCGUUUGGCUGAUGAGAACGGACCCGAGCCUCCGAAAGACUCCACCGUGCUGUUACCUACGAUGACAACGAUAGAUGGAAUGGAGGGGACAGUGUCAUCGACUACGUCCACCGACUGUCAAUCAGUCAAGAUCAUGUUCGACAUCCUCAUCAUCGGCGCCGGUCCUAGCGGCCUUUGCGCUGCCAAAACCUUUCUUCAACACAAUCCAACUACCAACAUCGUCAUCCUCGACAGCCACUCGACCGUAGGAGGAGUCUGGUCCAAGGAGAGACUCUAUCCCACCCUCCGAACCAACAAUCUGUACCCUACCAUGGACUUUAGUGAUUUCCCCAUGAAGGACGUUGGCAUCGGCCGUCCAGGCCAUCACAUCACCGGCGAGGAAAUGCAUGCCUACCUGACCGCAUACGCCCACCACUUUGAUCUGAUGAAACGAAUCCGCUUCAACACUCGAGCUGUCCGAGUUCAUCAAGUUCAAGAAGCAGCCCCUUCAAGUGACGACGGCUGGAAGGUAGACGUACAUGAACUGGGCAACCCAACCACCACAACAACACUAAAAGCCAAAAAACUGGUCAUGGCCACCGGCAUCCUCGGCGUCCCCAACAUGCCCUCCCUCAAAGGCAGCGAAACCCUCGACGCACCCCUUUUGCACUCCUCCGCCCUCGGCCCUCGCUACCAAGACGUCCUUCAAAACCCCCACAUCAACCGCAUCGCAGUCCUCGGCGGUUCCAAAUCCGCCUACGACACCGUCUACCUCGCCGCCACGACCGGCCACAAAGUCGACUGGAUCAUCCGCAAAUCCGGCCGUGGUCCCUCAUGGGUCUUUCCCUCCCACACCAAGAUCGGCCCCUUCAAAGCCUGGCGCGAGAAGCUCGUCACUCGACGGAUUUUCACUUUCAUGUCUCCUUGUGUCCUUCCCGACCACUCCGGCAAACACAUCAGUUGGAUCCGCGACUUUUUGCAUACCAACAAGGUCGGAAAAGCCAUGACGAAACGCUUCUGGAAGAUCCUGCACGCCGAUACCAUCCGAGAUUGUUGUUACCGCGAAGGAAAAGCAGAAAAAGACAAGAACUUUAGUCUGCUAGAACCGAAUCACAGCCCCUUUUGGUACGGGACCAGCUCGGGGACGCUCAACUACGAGCAGGACUUCAAGGCCUUAGUCACCAGUGGACAAGUGACUGUCCACCGUCAAGACGUUUCUCAUCUCAGUCCACACACCAUCCACUUCUUCGCCGAUGACGCUGGUAAAGAAACCCUGACCGGCAUCGACGCCCUCAUCUGCGCAACCGGAUACUCACCCCAACCACCCGUCGACUUCUUUCCUCCGGAACUACACUUCCACCUCGGCAUCCCCACCACGACUGACUCCCUCUCCAACCAACAAAAAGCCAUCUGGGCAACCUACGACCAAGAAGCAGAUGAAGUCAUAACCAAGCGAUUUCCCCAACUCAUUCCACCACCACCAUCCAUACCCACACUCACACCCACCUCUGUUCUCUGUUCCCCCAAGACCCAAGAGUCCAAGCAAUACACCCCCUGGCGUCUCCACCGCGGCAUCGCCCCUCCAACCCUCACAACAUCCCACACCCGCAACUCCCUCGUCUUCCUCUCCAUGCACAGCAACAUCACCAACAUCCCCCGCAUCGAACUCCAAUGCUUAUGGUCCCUCGCCUACUUUCACGACAAAAUCAAAGACACAGUAGUCUCUCAACAAGUUCUCUACAAGGACACCGCCCUGUUUCAGCGAUGGUGUCAGCUUCGAUCUCCCUUGGGACACGGGAGGCAGUACCCGGACUUGAACUUUGAUCAGUUGCCUUAUUGGGAUUGGUUGGUGGCUGAUUUGGGAUUAAAAGUCAGGAGGAAGAAGAGUGUCUGGAAAGAACUGGUUAGUCCGUAUGGAAGUGAGGAUUAUAGGGGGUUGGUGGAGGAGUGGAUUGAGAAAUAUGGGAUUAAUAAGGGGAAGGGGGGUGAACAGGUGAGGAGGGAGAGCGAGAAAAGGCCGUGA
Neurospora hispaniola is the source of this 2431-nucleotide messenger RNA. Its product is annotated as FAD/NAD(P)-binding domain-containing protein. The record is from RefSeq and is a predicted model, not a curated record. The transcript has 3 exons. The coding region runs from base 356 to 2431 and encodes 691 amino acids. Lineage: Eukaryota; Fungi; Ascomycota; Sordariomycetes; Sordariales; Sordariaceae.